Eurytemora carolleeae is the source of this 988-nucleotide messenger RNA. RefSeq lists its product as uncharacterized. The transcript is spliced from 13 exons. Gene Ontology annotation, molecular function: protein binding. The coding region runs from base 56 to 988 and encodes 310 amino acids. NCBI's taxonomy places the organism in Eukaryota, Metazoa, Arthropoda, Copepoda, Calanoida, Temoridae. The record is from RefSeq and is a predicted model, not a curated record.
GAAUACAGAGGAAAAGAAUGGCAGGGUACAGCUACCAGUGUACGGGACCGAAUGGAUGUACAACAACAUGGAUAUGUCAGACCUGAUAAUUCUAGCAGCAGAUGAACAGUGGUGGUGGGGGCAGACAGUCAAGGAGUUUACAGCACACAGGUUAGUCCUGUGUGCUGCAAGUCCUGUAUUUCAUCAGCUGUUCUAUCCUGUAGAGGGAGGACCUGAUAUUCCUCCUUGCCUGUCCUUAUCACAGAACAACAGCAACAACAGCAACAACAGUGUAAAAGUUGAGAUUGAGGGAAUUCCACCAAUAGCUGUGGAAGCUAUGCUAGAAUACUGCUAUAAAGACAGGUUUGAAAAGUCAGAUUAUGAGAAUGGGUACAGUAGAAACCUACUGUGGAGAUUAUGGCAUGCUGCUAAAGUUUUCAGAAUCAAGCAUCUUGUGCAACUUUGCUCUGAGGUUCUUGAGAGUACUUUGUGCGAUGAGACUGUAUUCUGGGAUCUAAACUAUAGUUUAGUGUACGCUGAUCUUGGAACUGAUAUUAUGAGGAAAAGGGUAAAAGGACGAAUAGAGAAGCAAGGGAACAGUAUGUUUGAGCACCCUAACCUUGUAUGGUUAGAUACUACAGCUAUCAGAGAGAUAUUAAGCUGCAGAGCUAUGGGAAGUAGUGAGCCUGGAGUUGUGCUCAACAAUACAUUAAGAUGGUCGCUAUAUCAGCUCGACAGAACCCUUUGUGAAGAAGAAGACGGAAAGAAAGAUGCAGAAAUACCUUUAGAAUCAAGAAUUAGGUUGAUAAAGCAGAUAAAGGAUGGCAGAAUAAAGGAGUUUACGGAAGAGGAUGUCUCAAAAUAUUUGGAUAGAGUUUUAGAUUUAGUGCCUUUUUCUGAACUGAGCCAGAAAGAAUUUCUCCUUCAUGUUAUGGACUCUGGACUGCUAGACCAGGUUGGUACAACUAUCUUGGCUAUUUUCUUCCUUGCUUUUACAUAUUACAUAUAG